AUCACUAGCGCGGUCACGACGUUGCUAUACUCACUAUUGCCGAGAACUUGUUAUCUCUUAUCAAUAUGAUACAUCAUUACCUUACAAGCACCGUGAUAAACGUUUAUUCGCGAUAAACCGAUUUUUAUUACUCAUACAAAUUAACGUUUAAUAAUGUUCAUUUAUUAAAAAUUUGUUAAAAAUAGCGUUUUGUGAUUUAGCAAGAUGAGGUGUUUUUUGAUUGUUUUCUUUGUGUACACAGUUAGUUGUGAACUUUGUUCUCGUGACGAAAGAUUAAACAUAACCGAGGGUGUGAAGUUUGAAAAUGAAUCUAUUUUAUUCGAGGAUGUUGAGUACGUGAAGGGAAAUUGGUUCGAAUUAGAAGAUGGUACAUUUGGUUGUCCCUGUAUUGGGCGUAUUUGUUUGUGGAAAUGUUGUGGGUCCGGACAGGCUUAUGUCAAUAGAUCCUGUACGGAUGUGGAUAUGCCAGAAGUGAAUCCUUUUAAUCCGCCUGUUUAUAAAGGGCCGGAGGCAACAAGUAUCAACGCAUCGGCCCAAUUCUUUUAUAAGUACACGCUGUCUUGUGAAAAAUACCUAGUUGGUGCUAGAGCUGAUGAAUUUAUUUAUUUACAGAAGAACGGGACUCUGUACGAGAUAGCAGAUGGCAGGCCUCAGUGGCAUCCACCAGCAAGAUACUGUGUUGAAAUGUGGCAGGACGCUGCUCAUAUAGAGCCGAUACUGGUGGCUGGUGUGUGCUACCCUGACGACCCCCAACAGGAUGUUGACAGUCCUGCGCUUUUUAUCGCUUAUAGUAUAGGUCUAAUGAUAUCAAUACCGUUCCUGUUGGCAACAUUCCUGGUAUACGCGUUCAUCCCGGAGUUACGCAAUCUACAUGGCCUAUGUCUAAUGGCGUACUGCGGUGGACUAAUAAUUGCCUAUUCCUUCCUGUCUUACUUGAAACUGCACUUUGGGAAGAUUGGCGUUGAUAUGACCGGAUGUUAUAUUAUAGCGUUCAUCGUGUACUACACAUUUCAAACGAGUUUUUUCUGGCUUAACAUCAUGUGUAUCGAUAUUUGGAGAACUUUUAGCCAUGGCUACAGAGGUACCUCGAACAAACGUCGGGAGAAGAAGCGUUUUGCCUUAUAUGGGUUGUAUGCGUGGGGGGUACCAGCAAUCCUCACAGGGAUAACUAUUGCUAUGCAGUACAGUGAGAACUUGCCUGCAGGUGUGAUUACACCUGGAUUUGGAACGCAGAGGUGCUGGUUUGCUGAUUGGAUGAGCGAAUUGGUGUACUUUUUCAUCCCCGUGUUUUUGCUGGUAAUUUGCAAUGCUGUGCUCUUCACAAUCACGGCAUAUCGAAUUCGUUCGAUUCGUCAGGAAACUGCUAUAUUGAAAGGUGCCGAAUCAUCGCGAAGUGACAAAUUGAAGAAAGAUAAACAAAGAUAUGGACUUUAUUUAAAACUGUUUGUGGUGAUGGGCGUGAAUUGGUCCGUGGAAGUGAUAAGCUUCGCUGUGGGCGGUUCCAACUGGUAUUGGGUACUGAUAGAUUUAUCUAACAUCGCGCUUGGCAUCUACAUAUUCUUCAUAUUCGUGUGGAAGAACAAAGUUCGCAACCUUGUUACUAAGAAGUGGCAGAGGCUUCGAGGAGUUCGUAUGCCGGAGACCAGCACUGGUCGGUGGAUGUCCAGCUCGGCACAAACAGAGGACACUAGAAUCUCCCACGACGAAACUGGUAUACGACUUAAGGAACUCCGAUGAUUUCUUCUACAGUAAUGCAUCAACAUUCGAAUUAGUAUAGCCAUCACUCUACAUUUAAGAUUCUACACAAUUACUUAUAAAAACUAAAUUAGUCUAAUUAUAUUAUUUUAAAUAAAGUACUUGUUCGUUUCUCUCUAUCGAAUUGUGACUGAGAUGAAAACAGACAGUAGUGCACUUUAGUUAAAACAGAACUAUUCGACCGAUUUAUUUUAUAUGACCUCAGUGAAAUACUAGUCGUUUUGUUUUUCGCAGUUUACAUAAUGAACAAAAUAGCAUUUAUAGCUCUAAGCAUAAAUAUAAUGACGUUCAUUUUGAUAUAAGAAAGAUAAAAAUCAUUUAUUCUUAUAUUUUUUAUUAAUUUACAUAAAGGAAAAUAUAUGUAUAUAUUGUUAGUAAAUUGUCAAAAUGACAAGUACAAGACACGUCAGAUGCGCGGUAAAACAAUAUAUCACAACGCCAAAAUAUGACAGUCUCUCUGACGCACAAACCGUGCAGGCCAAAAAAAGGGGGAAAAAAAGAAGACAGUCAGCGCAUAAUGAGACUUCAUUCCUGUACAUCACAAUUACCACCCUUAUCUAUCUUUUAGACUUUACAUAAUCUGUUAAGAUAUAUUUAGAUUAAUGCUUAUUAUGUAGUUGCGUAAUAGAUGUGCAUUUAUUUGUUUAAUUAUGCGCUUAAGUACGAAUGGUUGGCAUUUGAUGUAGGUAUGUAAUAUUUGUUUCAUUGUACCCACCUAUAUAUUAAAAUAAGUAUCGUUAAUACUAUAGAAAAAUAUAGAAAAAAUAAAAUCACUAUAUGUCUUAUCACUCGCUCGUCUUCAACUAGACUGAUUGUUAUUACGUAGAUUAUUGUUUCGCUUUUAAAGCUCAAAAGAUUAAUCUCUUGUUAUGCUGUGCCUGAGACGAGAGUUAUUUUAUGCCAAGCGGGACAACCGAUGUAAAAGUUUACUGUGAACAUUAAGUUGUGAUAUAUACCAAACAACUAAUACUCUAGGACACAAUGUCUGUUAAAAUAAAUCAAUGAGCGGCAUAACAACGAAAUAGAUAAAUGAGAUUAGAAGGGAUAUAUAGGCAUAGUAAAGACGCUGCAAAUAUUAGGUCCUUACAUAUGAAAUUGGCGUUUUGUAUGGGAGGAACAAAAAGUCGAAUAUUUUUAAAUAUAA
This is a messenger RNA of Pieris brassicae (large cabbage white), 2899 nucleotides long. RefSeq names its product G-protein coupled receptor Mth2-like. The coding region runs from base 205 to 1737 and encodes 510 amino acids. Gene Ontology annotation, molecular function: G protein-coupled receptor activity. The record is from RefSeq and is a predicted model, not a curated record. Gene Ontology annotation, biological process: G protein-coupled receptor signaling pathway; cell surface receptor signaling pathway. The transcript has 9 exons. Gene Ontology annotation, cellular component: membrane. NCBI's taxonomy places the organism in Eukaryota, Metazoa, Arthropoda, Insecta, Lepidoptera, Pieridae.